AUGCAUCAUCUUCUUUUACAGUGGGUAAGAAGACUGAGUGGCGCUCCUGACAUGACUCUCGAGGCAACCCGGAAUAUGACACCAAACCUCCUGACCCGUGAUGGUGGCAGCAUUACGGAGAAUUCAGGAGGUUUACUUGCCCCGAAGGGCAACAAUACUACAAAUACCAACUUGGCCACAGACUUCUAUUCAGCAUCUCCUAUCAAUACUCCCUCCAAUACACCCUCAAGCACACCCUCGAGUACACCUUCGAGUACGCCUUCGAGUACACCCUCUUGCGUAACGCUCUCGCAGACUCCAAUAGAAAGCUCCUUUAGCGCCCAAGUCUUUGCUGAUAAAAAGCCUGACCAAACGGUGCAGAUCUUCAUGGGAAAUCAAUACAUUUCGGACGGGUUUGUCCUGAACGAGAUGUUCUUUUUGAAAGGAAACGGUCUUGAGAAGGCAGGCUUACGUGAAAGGUAG
Paraglomus occultum is the source of this 462-nucleotide messenger RNA. Lineage: Eukaryota; Fungi; Glomeromycota; Glomeromycetes; Paraglomerales; Paraglomeraceae. The record is from the annotation of a GenBank genome assembly.